UCACUUCUGCCUUCACUUAGGCAACCCCAGGAGCUCUGACUCCUAGGCAGUCACGGGGAAGGGCCGCUGCGCCGCCCGCGGCCGCGGCCUGCGAGACACUUCCGCCUGGUAUAAGGGCAGCGGCCCUGGGCGCUUCCUCCCAGACCUCGCACCCAGCUCGGAGCCCGGAGCGUGCCUCGGCGCAUCGGAACUGUUUGUGAGUUUCCAGGCAGCCCAGGGCCAAGCCACUUCUCCUUUCUGCAGCUGCAGGGAGGGAGAGGAGGAACCCCGCGCGAUUCUAGAGACGACUUAACAACAAGGAGAAAUCAGCUUUGUACUUAGCUUUCACCAUGGAGCAGCUGAGCUCAGCAAACACCCGCUUCGCCUUGGACCUGUUCCUGGCCUUGAGUGAGAACAAUCCGGCUGGAAAUGUCUUCAUCUCUCCCUUUAGCAUUUCAUCUGCGAUGGCCAUGGUCUUUCUGGGGACCAGAGGUAACACGGCGGCGCAGCUGUCCAAGACUUUUCAUUUCAACACGGUUGAGGAGAUUCAUUCAAGAUUCCAGAGCCUGAACGCUGAUAUCAACAAACGUGGUGCAUCCUAUAUUCUGAAACUUGCUAAUAGAUUAUACGGAGAGAAAACUUACAAUUUCCUCCCUGAGUUCUUGGCUUCGACUGAGAAAACAUAUGGUGCCGUCCUGACUGGUGUGGAUUUUCAGCAUGCCCCUGAAGACGCAAGGAAGACCAUAAACCAGUGGGUGAAGGGACAGACAGAAGGGAAGAUUCCAGAACUGUUGGCUUCAGGCGUGGUUGAUAACAUGACUAAACUUGUGCUAGUAAAUGCCAUCUAUUUCAAGGGAAACUGGCAGGAGAAAUUCCUAAAAGAGGCCACGACGGAUGCUCCGUUCAGAUUGAAUAAGAAAGAUACAAAAACUGUGAAAAUGAUGUAUCAGAAGAACAAAUUUCCAUUUGGCUACAUCGAGGACCUUAAGUGCCGUGUGCUGGAACUGCCUUACCAAGGCAAGGAGCUCAGCAUGGUCAUCCUGCUGCCGGAUGACACUGACGAUGAGUCCAUGGGCCUGAAGAAGGUUGAGGAACAGUUGACUUUGGAAAAGCUGCGUGAGUGGACCAAACCUGAGAAUCUCAGUUCCAUUGAAGUUAAUGUCAGCUUGCCCAGGUUCAAACUGGAAGAGAGUUACACCCUCAACUCUGACCUGGCCCGCCUGGGUGUGCAGGAUCUCUUUGACAGUAGCAAGGCUGAUCUGUCUGGCAUGUCAGGAGCCAGAGAUAUCUUUAUAUCAAAAAUUGUUCAUAAGGCCUUUGUGGAGGUGAAUGAAGAGGGAACAGAGGCAGCAGCUGCCACAGCGGGCAUUGCCACUUUCUGCAUGUUGAUGCCAGAGGAAAAUUUCACAGCCGACCAUCCAUUUAUUUUCUUUAUUCGGCACAAAUCCUCAGGUAGCAUCCUGUUCUUUGGCAGAUAUUCUUCCCCUUAGAAGAAAGAGACUAUAGCAAUACAAAACCAAGAUUAGCGCUUUAUUACCUGAGUUUUUAAUAGUGCCACUGUUCUUACAUCUUUACCAAUAAAACCACUAUCCAGAAAUGAA
Messenger RNA from Callithrix jacchus (white-tufted-ear marmoset), 1580 nucleotides. RefSeq names its product serpin family B member 1 (gene SERPINB1). Gene Ontology annotation, biological process: negative regulation of interleukin-1 beta production; negative regulation of endopeptidase activity. The record is from RefSeq and is a predicted model, not a curated record. Lineage: Eukaryota; Metazoa; Chordata; Mammalia; Primates; Cebidae. Gene Ontology annotation, molecular function: serine-type endopeptidase inhibitor activity.